AUGUCCGUUCCUGGUUGUCCAAUAAGCGUUUCCGUUGGUGGAGGUCUAGGCGGCCCUCAAGUUUCAUUACCAGGUCCUGGACCUAUACACAAACCAUCUAGCCUGUUGAUCAAUCAUUCAGGUGGUCGCCUAGAAGACGUUGAAGUCAAUGUGGAAGGAAGACGAAGACUUUUGUACUGACAACUUUUAUAAAAUUUAACUUACAAACGAAUGUAACUACUGACGACUUACUGACGCACA
Ctenocephalides felis (cat flea) is the source of this 240-nucleotide messenger RNA. RefSeq lists its product as uncharacterized. The record is from RefSeq and is a predicted model, not a curated record. The coding region runs from base 1 to 180 and encodes 59 amino acids. Lineage: Eukaryota; Metazoa; Arthropoda; Insecta; Siphonaptera; Pulicidae. The transcript is spliced from 2 exons.